CUGAGUUCAGAUGAGAUAGAGGUAGAGAGGUCUGCAAAUUAGGUGGUUCACAGUCUUAGCACCAAAGGGGCUUUGCUGCUUCGAAAGUAAUUAAAGUAAGCCAUGGACAUCUCUCUUUUCUCUACCAAUAAAGAAGCAAACUUUCUGCAGCAGUACUCCAACCAGAUCAAGAUCAAUGGUCUGGCAGCCAUAGACAUGCAAAGCACCAACCAGCCCCAGAAUAGUCACACAUCAACAAGCCGUUCAUCGGGGUCCAGCGAGCCUUGCCCGGCCGGCACGAAAUGGGCAUCUAGGCUUCUCAUGGAGUGUGCAAGGGCAGUCUCAGAGAAAGACUCUUCUAAAAUCAAUCACCUUCUAUGGAUGUUGAAUGAGCUGGCUUCUCCUUAUGGGGAUUGUGAGCAGAAGCUAGCCUCUUAUUUUCUGCAAGCUCUCUUUUGCAAGGCCACAGACUCCGGUCUCCGAUGCUACAAAACCCUAACCUCUGUAGCUGAAAAGAGCCACUCCUUUGAUUCAGCCAGGAAGUUAAUACUAAAGUUCCAAGAGGUAAGCCCAUGGACGACUUUUGGCCAUGUGGCUUCAAACGGUGCUAUAUUAGAAGCCUUGGAUGGAGAGACCAAACUUCACAUAAUUGAUAUAAGCAAUACCCUUUGCACCCAAUGGCCUACUUUGCUAGAAUCUUUGGCCACAAGAAACGAUGAGACGCCGCAUUUAAAGCUCACGGUCGUGGUAACAGCGAACAUAGUCAAGUCGGUGAUGAAGGAAAUAGGCCAAAGAAUGGAGAAGUUUGCUAGGUUAAUGGGAGUUCCCUUUGAGAUUAAUGUGAUCAGCGGGCUAAAUAAUUUGGGAGAGCUCACAAAAGAGGAUCUAGGUGUUCAGGAGGAUGAGGCUAUUGCUGUGAACUGCAUUGGGGCCUUAAGAAGAAUUGAAGUUGAAGAAAGAGGGGCUGUGAUCCGAAUGUUCCAAUCGCUAAGGCCUCGAGUUGUGACGGUUGUUGAAGAAGAAGCAGAUCUUUUCAGCUCAUCAGUAAACCAUGACUUUGUCAAGUGCUUUGAAGAGUGCCUUAGGUUUUACACAUUAUACUUUGACAUGCUAGAGGAAAGCUUUGUCCCAACCAGCAAUGAAAGGUUGAUGCUAGAAAGGGAGUGCUCAAGAAGCAUAGUUAGGGUUUUGGGUUGCGAUCACCAUGAUCAUGAUGACAAAAAUGGUGGUGGGGAAUGUGAGAGAAGGGAGAGAGGAAGCCAAUGGUCUGAGAGGCUGAAGGAGGCAUUUUCGCCAUUUGGGUUUAGCGACGACGUUGUGGAUGAUGUCAAAGCAUUGCUAAAGAGGUAUCGAGCCGGCUGGGCGCUGGUACUACCACCACAAGGAGAAGAUAUUGAUCAAACAGGAGUCUAUUUAACAUGGAAAGAGGAACCUGUAGUAUGGGCUUCCAUAUGGAAACCUUCUAAUUAGCCACCAUUAUUGCUAAGUCUACAUUCAGAGUGAAGGGAAUUUGAAGAUCGCAUAGUAUAUGGAGUCCCCCUUUUUCUUCAAUAUUUAAUUUUCUUACUAUAUCAUGCAUAUGCC
Prunus mume (Japanese apricot) is the source of this 1563-nucleotide messenger RNA. NCBI's taxonomy places the organism in Eukaryota, Viridiplantae, Streptophyta, Magnoliopsida, Rosales, Rosaceae. The record is from RefSeq and is a predicted model, not a curated record.